Messenger RNA from Capronia epimyces CBS 606.96, 1212 nucleotides. RefSeq names its product N-acetylglucosamine-6-phosphate deacetylase. Bases 1 to 1212 code for a protein of 403 amino acids. Lineage: Eukaryota; Fungi; Ascomycota; Eurotiomycetes; Chaetothyriales; Herpotrichiellaceae. The record is from RefSeq and is a predicted model, not a curated record. The transcript has 2 exons. Gene Ontology annotation, molecular function: N-acetylglucosamine-6-phosphate deacetylase activity. Gene Ontology annotation, biological process: N-acetylglucosamine catabolic process.
AUGGACCGGUCAUUGCGGUGCUUCACCAACUGCCUUCUCUGCAUCCAGGGCGAAUUGGUCGCACAAGAUCUCUACUUCAGCGCGGACGCCGGCCUGAUCACUCCGAAUUACUACUACCGAAGUGAAGGCGUCGAGAGGAUAGAUCUGAAUGGCCGCAUCGUCGCGCCAGGAUACCUGGAGCUGCAGACGAACGGCACGCACGGGGUGCACUUCACUCGGCUGGCGAAGGCGGGAGCCGAGAGUCCUCAAGAAACCGAGCGGAAGCUGCACGAGGUCAGCAGGGUCGAACUUAGCCAUGGCGUUACGGCGUGGUGGGCGACUGUGCCUACCGUCGCCGUCGACGAAUGGACAAAGAUAGUGCCCGCACUGAAGCCGCGGACGUUCGCAUCCGGCGCGGAACUGCUGGGCGCUCAUGUCGAGGGGCCUUUUCUCAAUCCGUCCAAAAAGGGGGCGCACAAGGCGGACUACCUUCAAACACCGACUGAGAUAUCCCCGGUCAAGCUCUACGGUCGUGAGAACCUCAAAGAUGUGGUGAAACUGGUCACCCUGGCACCAGAACUACCCGGAUCAACCGCACUGAUCGGUCAGCUGCAGGAAGAAUUCCCUCACGUUGUCAUCUCACUAGGCCAUUCGGCUGCUACCUUCGAGGAAGGGCUUGUCGCGCUCCAGCUGGGUGCGCGGGCGUUGACACACGUCUUCAAUGCGACAAGCCCUCUGCAUCACCGAAACCCCGGGCUGGCAGGACUCAUGGCAACCGGCAAAUGCUACUUCUCGGUCAUUCCCGACGGCAUCCACUUACACCCGGCAGUCCUGACGCUGAGCAUGCGUGCAGACCCCAAGAAAUGCGUCUUCAUCACGGACAGCAUCGAGUUGGCAGGGCUACCUGAUGGGGUUCAUCCUGGCCACGGACAGAUUGACCAGCGGCAGUAUAAGCAGGGCAACAAAGUAACCAUCGAAGGCACGGAUACACUGAUAGGCAGCUGUUGUACCUUGGACGAGUGCGUGCGGAAUGCGGUCGCAUUUACCGGGUGCAAUCUGGCCGAAGCCAUCCAGUGUGUUACGGAGAACAUAGCAGAUAUGAUGGGCGAGACUAAGAGAGGAACACUUGAGCCUGGACGCAGAGCAGAUUUUGUGAUUCUCGACCAGGAGGGCUAUGUUCAAGAGACGUGGAUGGGCGGAAGCAAGGUCUGGUCAGGUUCAUCAGCUCCCUAA